AUGCGAGUGCUACAGUUGAUCAUUUUGAUUGGGUUCGCAUCAAGCCUCGCUGUUGCCGCUGCUUCUACCGACUUUGGAACGACCGGUGUUGUAAAAGCCGGGUCGAAUGUUAAUGUUAAUCAUCUGUCUCGCGUGCUGUCCGCUGACAAAGCUAAGCGAUCACUACGACGGUCUGAUCUCGACAAGCAGCCCGAAACCGAUUCCGACGAUGAGGAGAGAGGUGGCCUUGACAAGGUGGACGACGUCGUAUCGAAGGUAGACGAUUUGGCAGGGCACGCCGGGAAGGGUCAGAGCAAUUUGGACGCUUUGAUUCAGAAAAAACUACGACGAAUUUGCUGA
Messenger RNA from Phytophthora nicotianae INRA-310, 339 nucleotides. RefSeq lists its product as hypothetical. NCBI's taxonomy places the organism in Eukaryota, Oomycota, Peronosporomycetes, Peronosporales, Peronosporaceae. The record is from RefSeq and is a predicted model, not a curated record. The transcript has a single exon. The coding region runs from base 1 to 339 and encodes 112 amino acids.